Juglans regia (Persian walnut) is the source of this 2222-nucleotide messenger RNA. Its product is annotated as heat shock factor protein HSF8-like. Gene Ontology annotation, biological process: regulation of transcription by RNA polymerase II. Gene Ontology annotation, cellular component: nucleus. The transcript has 3 exons. The record is from RefSeq and is a predicted model, not a curated record. Bases 587 to 1819 code for a protein of 410 amino acids. Gene Ontology annotation, molecular function: RNA polymerase II cis-regulatory region sequence-specific DNA binding; DNA-binding transcription factor activity. Lineage: Eukaryota; Viridiplantae; Streptophyta; Magnoliopsida; Fagales; Juglandaceae.
CCCCGUCGUCAGAGACAAUCACCCAGAAAAGACACAGAAAAGGGCAUUAUGCUUCGUGCCCGAUUCUACCGUCGUCACCGCUUCCAACUUACCUGUAUCCACUCAAUCCAGUCCCUUCUCUUUCUUUCUCUCUCUCUCUACAAUCUAGGGUUUAAGUUUACCCCUCCGAUGACAGCGUACAUUUUGACCCUCCCCAAACCCUAAAGAAAGCAAAUUCCGCUCUCUGUUUCUCAAUAAUAAACUAUGGACGGAGUCGAUAAUGGACGCGAGGCGUCCGGUUCUAGCGGCGGUGAUCAUCCGGCCCCAACUCCGAUGCCGAGCACAAAUGCGCCGCCGCCGUUCUUGAGUAAGACGUACGAUAUGGUCGAUGACCCGGCAACCGACCCAAUAGUGUCGUGGAGCCCCACGAACAACAGCUUCGUGGUGUGGAACCCGCCCGAGUUCGCCAGGGACCUCCUGCCCAAGUACUUCAAGCACAACAAUUUCUCCAGCUUCGUCAGGCAGCUCAACACCUACCAAUCAAAUGGAGCAAAAGUGGGAGAAAGGGAAAAGGAAGCGAGUCUCAGGUUGAUCAUGACCUGAUCACAUGGUUAACAAUGGUUUAAUCUUGUCAUAUGAUCUUGUUGUUUCAGUUGUAGUCAAGGGUUUCAGGAAGGUUGAUCCAGACCGAUGGGAAUUUGCAAAUGAGGGCUUCUUGAGGGGCCAAAAACACCUGCUUAAGAGUAUUAGUCGGCGAAAACCUGCUCAUGGACAUAGUCAUCAACAGUCACAGCAAUCACAAGAACAGAGUUCAUCACUGGGAGCUUGUGUAGAGGUUGGGAAGUUUGGCCUGGAGGAAGAGGUUGAGAGGCUUAAGAGGGACAAGAAUGUGCUUAUGCAGGAACUUGUCAGGUUGAGGCAGCAGCAACAGGCAACUGAUAGUCAGCUGCAAACCAUGGUGCAGCGUCUUCAGGGGAUGGAGCAGAGGCAUCAACAGGUGAUGUCAUUCCUGGCAAAGGCUGUGCAGAGUCCUGGCUUCUUGGCCCAGUUUAUGCAGCAGCAAAAUGAGAGCAACAAGCGCAUGACUGAAGGCAGCAAAAAACGGAGGCUUAAGCAAGAAGAUAUUUCCGAGAGGGAAGAUUCUCCUGCUCCUGAUGGACAGAUUGUUAAGUAUCAACCACUAAAGAAUGAGGCAACAAAGGCAAUGCUCAGGCAGAUUAUGAAAAUGGAUGCUUCCUCCAGGCUGGAAUCUUUUAACGACGAAGAUGGUUUACUGAUUGCCGAUGGUCCAUCAUCGACCAGUGCAAUGGACAGUGGGAGCUCUACAAGCCAUGUAUCAGGAGUGACUCUGCAAGAGGUCUCACCAACUUCUGAGAAAGUUGCAACUCCAUUCCCAGUCCCAGAUAUGAGUCUGCUGGUUGGAGCACAAGAUGCACCUUCCAUUUCUGUUCCUGAGGCCAAUUUAAUCAUGCCUGAGCUUUCUCAAAUACCUGAAAUGAUGCCCGAAAGUAUUGUGGACAUUCCCAAGGAAAAUUACAUGGGACCUGAGACAGGCAAUGGAGGAUUUUUAGAUCCCUCAUUGGAAGUUAAUGGGUCUCUUCCCAUAGAAAUGGAUGAUAUCUCCCCAGAUUCUGACAUUGAUCUCUUUCUAAGUGAUCCCAACUUUUGGGAUGACCUUGUGCAAAGUCCAGUGCCGGAAGAUAUUGAAUCAAAUUCUGUGCACGGUAUGUUCAAGGAAAAUGAAGCACAGCCAAUGGAGAACGGAUGGGACAAUGUUCAGCAUCUGGACAAGCUUACGAAACAAAUGGGCCUUCUUACAUCAGAUAUUAAAGAGGCCUGAUAUUGGUUACUACAUGUACAUUAGUUUCACUCAUCGGAUGAGGUAAUACUAAUCGUCUUUCUAAUCAUGCAAUCCUCUUGUUUUGGUCUUUGGAAGAGCAGCUAAGGCCCCUUGUCUCUGUUCACCCUUGCUUUGUUUUGCUCAUAUGGAGACCCUUAAUUUAGUUUUUUUGGUUCUUUUCUCUGAAUCCUCCUUUACCUCAUGUUGAUGAUGUGUGCAGUGACUCGAUGGGAUAAGUAUUGUAACUGGCUAUAGCUCUAAUUUUAUGUUCCUUUAUACGAGUUGAUGUCCUGCUCUAGCUAGGCAUGGCCUUUGUUUGAAAGAAUGAAUGGUAAUGGAUGCUUUGCUGAAAAAAAUAAUAAUUUGAGUCUAGAUUAUUUUACUAGAUUACAUUUCCCUUCUG